Messenger RNA from Pangasianodon hypophthalmus (striped catfish), 3739 nucleotides. RefSeq lists its product as uncharacterized. The coding region runs from base 565 to 3183 and encodes 872 amino acids. The transcript has 21 exons. Lineage: Eukaryota; Metazoa; Chordata; Actinopteri; Siluriformes; Pangasiidae. Gene Ontology annotation, cellular component: plasma membrane. Gene Ontology annotation, biological process: T cell receptor signaling pathway; integrin-mediated signaling pathway; protein localization to plasma membrane. Gene Ontology annotation, molecular function: protein binding. The record is from RefSeq and is a predicted model, not a curated record.
AUCCACACACAACCGUUUCGAAAUGAAUUCUGCAUUAGCUAGCAUUGCAUAAAGUGGGACGUUUAGAUGCUGUGGUUUGACCGCAAACCAACACUGUGGCAGAACACUGGUGACUCAGUUAACACUCUGCCAUUUCAUGCGGCUUAUUCAGUUAUAGGGAUUAUUCAUUGAUUAUUGCUCAACACUCUGAGAUGUGUUUUAGGUGUGUGUGUGUGUGUGUGUGUGUGUUUUAUGUAAGUAAGUGUAAAUGCAUUGAUCUCUAAAAGCAAAGCUGAAUUCUGGCUUGUGAUUGGAUCAGAAGGUGUUGAUGAAUUUUCUACAACAGCCGCUCAAAUCACAGACCGUAGAAGGUAAAGAAGCCAAAGCGCAGUGCACGGAUCAGUGCGCGUUCACGCGACUUCCAGGACACGCGCGCGCAUUAAUUGGCGAUGAAUGGGCGCGUGCACGAGCUUUGAGUGGUUUGUUAAUGAGGACGCAGAGGCGGUGUGACCUUCUCCCCUGAUCAUUCUCAUCAUUCUCAUCAUCAUUAUCAGCAUCAUUAGUAAAUGAAGAGAGGAAAUCAGAAUGGAGGCUGCCAUUGAUUUCAAGUCCCUCCGGGCAAAGUUUCAGGAGGGGGGCCAGCUGAAACAGAGACCUGUGGUUCUGGAUAAACCAAAACGCUUCCCACCUAUAGCAAGUCGUGGCAGUUAUUUACCUAAUUCUGCUGUGGAGAACAAAAAUCCUGCCAUCUCACACUUUAACUUAAGAGAUGACCAAAAGAUCUUAUCAGGGAAACCGCCCAGUGCUGUGCCAUCUUGUUUGAUUCCACCUGACACGAAUGGCGUUGGAAGUAGUGUUGCAAGACGCUCGUUCAAAGAUCGUCACUUGCCUCUUGUGCUGCCUGCAUCCUCUUCCUGCUCUUCUAACAGUCCAAAGCAGGAGGCCAAUGCUUCCUCCAAGCUGGUCACGUCACCAAUCAAUUGCAAGAAGAAGGCCAUGCCGACGCCAUUCAAGCCUGCCAAGUUUACCAAGUCCAUUAAGGACAUUCUGGAAAAUGCAGAACAUCCUGAAAGCAGCAAGCCACAGUCUGAACAUUGUAUUGUCGAGAACGGAUUCAGCCCUUGCAAUGGGGGGUCAAAACCGGGGUCAUCCUGUCCAAGCCCAGAGCAGCCAUCAACACCAUCACCUACAGCUGAAGAUCCAUCCAAUGAGGGUAGCAUUCCUCAUGUCCUCAGCACUCUGGAGAGAGCCAAGAAAAAGUUCUCACCCAAGAACCUCCUGGUCUAUACUCGACCCAAGAGCUUCUACUCCAGUAAAGGACCGACAGAGAGCCCUCCUCCUCCUCCUCCUCCUCCUCCUCCUCCUCUAGAGUAUGAAAACCUUCAGUGUGAUGCAGAAUCUUCAUCUCUGAAGUCAGGAUAUCGUCCUGCUCUCUCACCAACCCUCACUGCCCAAAAUCUACCACAAGCCAAUGGUAUAAAUCAUAGACCAGGACCUGUUGUGCACCUGAACGGUGAUAUGAAGCCAGUACGGCCUGGUGCCUGUGUCCCUCCUCUUGUUAAAGCCCUGCCAGACAUGACAUCACUGGGGUCCCUGCCCAAGAAACCACCGAGACCACCACAUGUCGAUUUGAGUGCUUACAGGAUCCAGAAGCUGGAGAACACAACGGAAAAAGCCUCCAUGAAACUGGCUCCUGGUUCAGGCAGUGUAGCUGCUGAAGCUGUGAAUGCUGAGAAUACACCAAUGCCUCCACCUCCUCAGUUUGAUGCUCCUCACUUCCUAGAUUUUGCCAGUUCUGUAUUAGAAGCGUUAAACACCAAUGUAAUAAAUCUUGCUGCUCUGGAGAUGGAGGCUACAGACUUUAGUGCCCCACCACCAGGACCUGAAGAGGCGAGUGAUGGCAAUCUUCACAACGAUGUGAUCCAGAAGCAUGUUGUAGAUCCCACAGAACUGGCAGAUGGUAAUCUGCAGGGAUCCAGUUUAGGGCAUGUGGCUGAUGCACAGUCAAUCACGGUACUUGAAGCUCAGCUCAUGGAAGCUAUGACCACAGACAUCUCGAUGAACUGUCCUCAGAACGUACUGACCGAUUCCUACAUCAGCAGUGAACUUCCAUCUGAACCAAGCAUCAACCAGCGGGACGAUCUUUACGAAAACUGUGACAAUGUCUACGAAGAGGUGGAGUCAAUCAGCAAAUUCAAUUUUGGGCAAAACUCCCGCAAACGGAAGGGAGCUCCAAAGAAUCCCUAUGCUGAGUCACCAGGGAAUGAGGAUACACGCAAGAGUGUAUGGCAUGUCGCACAGUGGAUGAAUGUGACUUCUGAACCCAAUGGUGUGACUCCUGCUCGCUGGGACAGUGCUUCAUGUAUCAGGAAGGAGCGCUCGAGCCCUGACCAUCAUGAAGAGAAAGAGGCACGGAAGAAAGAGAAGCAACGUUUGGGGCGAGAGAAGAAGGAGCAGAAAGAGAAGGAGAAGAAGGAAAAUGAGAUGAAAAAGAAGUUUAAAAUCACCGGACAGGAGGAGCCCAUGUAUCAUGCUCGUGUGCUGCUGGGCAGCAAACUGCGCAAACAUGACCUACAAGUGAAGAGCGGAGACACGGUCAGCAUCAUCCGCACCACCAACUGCCCCAAAGGCAAAUGGCUGGCCAGGGACUCGCAGAACAAGUAUGGCUAUAUUUCAGUGAUGAAUGUGGAGUUGAAUAUGAAGGAGAUGUUGGAGUUGGGGAAACGAGCCUCACAGGCUAUCGGGAGAGGACAUGGCGAGGCCGACACACUCAGUCUCAGCAGCAGGUCUUCACAUUACAACCCGGUUCUCACAAGCAGCUUUACUGAUGAUAGUGAGGAGUGGACCGGUGAUGAUGAAACCUUGUCUCAUUUACCAGAAAACACGUAUCCAAACAGGGCGGUCUCAAUGCCUGAUAUGUUUAACGCUUUUGCCAGUAAUCACCAUGCUCCGAGUGUCAGCAGUGUGGAGGACGUUCCCUCACAAGUGAAUCAUGAAGCUCUCCAGAAGCUUGCCGUUUUCUUCCAGAACACCAAAGAUGACCUGAACACUGUAACAGAAAUCGCAGACCCGAUUUCUACCAACAUUAAUGGUCCAGGUUUGCUGUGUGACGUGGAGGAGCCUCCAUAUGUUGAGGAGGACCAGUUCAGUUUCACAGACGUCGAGCUGCUGCCUCCUCCUGAACUCUACGCCGACUCUGUCUGAACCAUCAGGUGAUGGUUGAGGUCAGUGCAUGUGAAGCCAGACCUUUGUGCUCUGUUACUCCUCUGUUAAACCGAAAUCACUGGAACUCCACACUGGUCCUGUUAUGAUUUUGUCUUUCAGGGGAGCGAUGCCAUUUCUACACUUCUGUUACACACUCCAGGCUCCUGUUAGCACUCAGGAAAUACAGUCCAGUUCUCUGAGAGCUGCUAUUGCUAAUGCUAAUACUACACAAGCAUACGUUUCAGACUGUUCGACUAAACACUGAACUCUUCUAGCCAGAAGUGUGUGUGUGUGUGUGUGUGUGUGUGUGAUUUCACUUCAGCUGUAAAGGAAAGCAGUGUUAAAUAGUACAUUAAUAAAAGAGUGAGAGAGAGUGUAGCACUUUAUGGGUGUGUAUUAUAUCUGAAUGUUACACCUUGUUUGGGCUGUGAAGACUUUGCACCAUCUUGUAUGAACUUGCUUUGCGUUUUCAUUUGAACACCCUUUUGGUUCAUGAUGCCGUGUUUCUGCAUCAUUUCGUUUCCUUUUAUGUUUGUAUUAAAACUCAUUUCUGAAU